GAAGAUAUUCAAAGAAUGAAGGAAAUGGGUUACAAAGCUUUCAGAUUUUCAAUUUCAUGGUCUAGAAUAAUACCCAGUGGGAGAAUACGUGAUGGAGUAAAUGAGCAAGGAAUUGAAUUUUACAACAAUCUUAUAGAUGAAAUCAAAAGAAACGGAAUGGUGCCCUAUGCAACUAUUUUUCACUGGGAUACUCCUCAAGCUCUUGAAGAUAAAUAUGGUGGCUUUCUAAGUUCUGAAAUUGUGGAUGAUUUUUAUGAUUAUGCGGAUUUUUGCUUCAAAACUUUUGGCGAUAGAGUGAAGUAUUGGAUUACUAUAAAUGAACCAUGGUCUUUGGCAUCAUUUGCAUAUGAUUCAGGAGACCAUGCCCCUGGCCGAUGCUCGGAUUGGGUGAAUCGAGCAUGCUCUGGUGGUGACUCAGCCACUGAACCUUAUAUAGUUUCCCAUAAUUUACUCCUUGCCCAUGCAACGGCUGUUGAUUUAUAUAAGAAAAAGUAUCAGGAAUCACAAGGUGGUAAGAUUGGGAUAACACUAAACUCAAUGUGGUUUGAGCCAUACUCCAAUAGCGCAGUUGAUAAACAGGCAGCCAGAAGAGCCCUUGAUUUCAUGUUAGGCUGGUUUAUGGAUCCAAUAACUUAUGGUCAAUACCCAAGAAGUAUGCAAACUUUAGUUGGAAAUAGAUUGCCAAAAUUCAUGAGUAAUGAAUCUAGAUUGCUCAAAGGAUCAUAUGAUUUUAUUGGGUUAAACUACUACACUGCAACUUUUGCGAAAGGAAAUGCUAUCAUUGAUCCAAGUAGACCUAGAUAUUCAACUGAUCAUCAUGUUAUUCAAAUUGACACAGAGGUAACGUAUAGAAUAAAUUUGCAGGGUUACUCACAUUGGAUGUAUGUUUAUCCGAAAGGCAUUCGAUAUCUUUUGAACUAUAUCAAAGAUGAAUACAGAGAUCCAAUUAUUUAUGUUACCGAAAAUGGGGUUGAUGAGCCCAAUAAUAAAACGUUAACCCUGGAACAAGCCCUUAAGGAUCGUGUGAGGAAAGAAUAUUAUCAAACCCAUCUUUGGAAUGUACUCAGAUCUAUCAAUGAAUAUAAAGUUAAAGUCGAAGGCUACUUUGCUUGGUCAUAUUUAGAUAAUUUUGAAUGGAGUGAAGGUUACUCUUCAAGAUUUGGUUUGAUCUAUGUAGACUAUGAUGAUAACCUAAGAAGACAUCUCAAGGAAUCAGCGAUUUGGUUUGAGAAAUUCCUCAAAGGACUUUUUAUCCUUCCUCCUGUGGAACCAGAGAAUAAAACUUUCAAUCAUAAUUUAUUCCCGGUUAACUUUACUUUUGGGACAGCUACUUCUGCUUAUCAGAUCGAAGGUGAAGCAAACACAAAAUGCAGAGGACCUUCAACAUGGGACACAUUCACUCGUGAUUUUCCAGAGAAAAUAGAAGAUGGUAAGAAUGGAGAUGUAGCAAUUGAUUUUUAUAAUUUCUACAAGGAAGAUAUUCAAAGAAUGAAAGAAAUGGGAUUUGGAGCUUUCAGAUUCUCAAUUUCAUGGUCACGAGUGAUACCUAGUGGCAGAGUACGUGAAGGAGUGAAUGAGCAAGGAAUUGAAUUUUACAAAAAUCUUAUAGAUGAAAUUAUAAAAAAAGAAAUGGUGCCUUACGUAACUAUUUUUCAUUGGGAUACUCCUCAAGCUCUAGAAGAUAAGUAUGGCGGCUUUUUAAAUUCUGAAAUUGUAGAUGACUUUCGUGAUUUUGCAAAUCUUUGCUUCGAAAGUUUUGGUGAAAAAGUAAAGUAUUGGAUUACUAUAAAUGAACCAUGGUCUCUGGCGUCAUUUGGCUAUGAUUUAGGCGUCCAUGCCCCUGGCCGAUGUUCAGAAUGGGUGAAUCGAGCAUGUUCUGAAGGAAAUUCAGGAACUGAACCUUAUAUAGUUUCCCAUAAUCUACUCCGUGCUCAUGCAGCUGCUGUUGAUUUAUAUAGAAGAAAAUACAAGGCAACACAAAAUGGCAUGAUUGGGAUGGCACUGAAUUCUAUGUGGUUUGAGCCAUACUCUAAUAGCAUAGAUGACAAAGAAGCAGCCAAAACAGCUCUUGAUUUCAUGUUUGGCUGGUUUAUGGAUCCUAUAACCUAUGGUCAAUAUCCAAGAAGCAUGCGAAUUUUGGUGGGAGAUAGAUUGCCAAAAUUCAAGUCCAAAGAAUCUAAAUUGCUCAAAGGAUCAUAUGAUUUUCUUGGGUUAAACUACUAUGCUGCAAACUAUGCAAAAGGAAAUGCUGUUGUUGAUCCACAUAAACCUACAUAUUCAACCGAUCACCAUGUUCAUCAAACUCAUUUGGGCCAAAAUGGUGAACCUAUUGGCGAAAAGGCUUACUCACCCUGGUUUUAUAUCUAUCCGAAAGGUCUUCGAUAUCUUUUGAAUUACACCAAAGAUACAUACAAAAAUCCAACUAUUUAUAUUACUGAGAAUGGGGUUGAUGAACACUAUAAGCAAGGGCUUGACGAUCAUUUGAGGAAAAAAUAUUAUCAAGACCAUCUUAAGAAUGUACUUCGAUCCAUCAAGGAGUAUAAUGUUAGUGUGAAAGGUUACUUUGCUUGGUCAUAUGCAGACAACUUUGAAUGGAAUAUUGGUUAUAGGUCUAGAUUCGGUUUGGUCCACGUAGAUUACGAAAAUAACCGAGCAAGAGACGUCAAGCAAUCAGCUAAUUGGUUCAUGGAAUUCCUGAAAAACAAGACCUCAGGCAAUCAGCAAAUUUAGGAUGAUGGUUUAUCUCAUUUAUUUAGGGAUUAAAGAUGGCAUCGUCAGUUAAAAUGAAACCAUCUGGAGUUUUUCAAUUGUCAUGGCAAAGACAUGUAGCUGUCUAAAUAAACAUUACUAUGUCUGUAUGAUGUGGUUAAUUGUUAUGCUUUUUUUAGAAUGAAUAAAUGGAAUUUCAUC
Messenger RNA from Manihot esculenta (cassava), 2910 nucleotides. RefSeq names its product beta-glucosidase 24. Gene Ontology annotation, biological process: carbohydrate metabolic process. The transcript has 21 exons. NCBI's taxonomy places the organism in Eukaryota, Viridiplantae, Streptophyta, Magnoliopsida, Malpighiales, Euphorbiaceae. The coding region runs from base 16 to 2730 and encodes 904 amino acids. The record is from RefSeq and is a predicted model, not a curated record. Gene Ontology annotation, molecular function: beta-glucosidase activity.